Branchiostoma belcheri (Belcher's lancelet) is the source of this 1038-nucleotide messenger RNA. RefSeq lists its product as uncharacterized. The transcript has a single exon. The record is from RefSeq and is a predicted model, not a curated record. Lineage: Eukaryota; Metazoa; Chordata; Leptocardii; Amphioxiformes; Branchiostomatidae. The coding region runs from base 71 to 598 and encodes 175 amino acids.
UUUGCCCAGAUCGGAUUUAUCAAAGGCAACCUUCUUCGACACCGUCCUUUAUGGGAUCCAGACACCAACAAUGGCGAUGUUCAAGAAAAGAAUAUCUGAAGAGUCAUCAGCUUCAGAGUCACAGUGGUCCAGCGAGCAGAUCCAAGCAUCAGCCUCCGUCACCAAACUUGGUGAGUUCGGUGGCAAGACGCAAGGAAGCUUUGACGACGACGUAGUGACUACUUCUAUCCAUUGGGUGUCCUUCGAAGAUCUGCCAGACAAGGAUGACAAAGAUGCAACCGUUGGAGACACACAACUCAAGUGGCCCUCCUGGAAGAAAGGAGCGGCCAAGUUUUCUAAGGCACUUUCGUCGCCCUCAACGUUGAGAGAAAAGCCAGAACCUGAGCUAACAGGUCGGAUUUCUUCAAUCUGCAGACCCCUGUCUGCGUACGGAAGUGUGAGGAACAUGGACCGCGGCAUCGUCACUGCCACGGUCGGCUACCAGACGGACGGUAGCUUUGUAGAGGAAGCUGAACAACAUAUCAGUAGUACAGAUGUCACCUUUCACAACGAUAGCAUAGACUCUGGACACGAAGGUAACUUUGUAAGAUUCUCCUGAAGAUUCUAACCAGCUACGCGACGAGUCUCUUUCCAGUAACCCGUUGAACUGCAGCAACAGUUCAGCGGGCGAACAUUGCAAUACGACAGAUGAGGUAGAGGGCGUUGCAGGACAAAAAGAAACAUGGCAAGACAGUGAUCGUCAGUUCACCGCCAAGAGCGCCAGCCAAUGCUGGAGCACAGAAGUUAACGACAGCAAAUGCACGGAUGAGAGACGUCCGUGUCAUAUACAACAAGUGCCAGAGAAGAUGAAAGUGGUAGGCUUGCCUGACCAGCAAGCUGGUCUUGCUACAGGCGCUGCUGAUUGUGAGAAAGAAAUUGAAGAUGUGAUACCCGGGAAAAGGUCUACCGCUUUCAGCAACUCUUCAAAUCAGGGGAAUGAUGCUGGAGAACAACUAAACGCAGAAUGCAACGACGUUUUGCAUCACGGUGGCAGAAACG